Messenger RNA from Homarus americanus (American lobster), 882 nucleotides. Its product is annotated as dentin sialophosphoprotein-like. The transcript has 3 exons. NCBI's taxonomy places the organism in Eukaryota, Metazoa, Arthropoda, Malacostraca, Decapoda, Nephropidae. Bases 1 to 882 code for a protein of 293 amino acids. The record is from RefSeq and is a predicted model, not a curated record.
AUGCUAAUUGUACAUAGGGUGCUGUUCUUGGUGGCUGUGAGUUGCUUAUUGGUGGGGGACACCCAGGUGGAUGGUUUGACUAACCCCAUGGAUCUAAAAAAUUUGUCAGUUGAAACUGUGGAUAAAGAUAUACUGGGGGUAGCCAAAACCCUCCAGAAAAACUUAGGAUCAUACAAAAGAUCUGAAGAUCUUGCUGAAAGUACCAAAGAUAGCACCAUUGAACCUGCUGAAGAAAAUAUAGCUGGGGAAGAUGAAUUACAGCGGAAGGAUGUCACACCGAGGUCUGAUGAAGAUGACAAUUCUGACUACUCUUUAUCUUCUGAUGGUGACAAAGAUGAUGAUGCUGAUAACACAUAUGAUGACUCUUAUGAAAGUGAUACAUAUGAUGAUUCUUCUUCAUCUGAUGAUGAUGACUCUUAUGAAAGUGAUACAUAUGACGAUUCUUCUUCAUCUGAUGAUGAUGACUCUUAUGGUGAUGCAAUUGAUAUUUCUUCAUCUGAUGAUGAUGACAAAGAUGAGGUUGAUAACACAUAUGACGACUCUUAUGAAGGUGAUACAUAUGACGAUUCUUCUUCAUCUGAUGAUGAUGACUCUUAUGGUGAUGCAAUUGAUAUUUCUUCAUCUGAUGAUGAUGACAAAGAUGAGGUUGAUAACACAUAUGACGACUCUUAUGAAGGUGAUACAUAUGACGAUUCUUCUUCAUCUGAUGAUGACAAAGAUGAUGCUUAUAAGACAUAUGACUCUUAUGAAGGUGAUGCACAUAACGUUUCUUCAGCUUCUGAUGACUCUUCUGGUGAUACAUGUGGCAUUUCUUCAUCUUCUGAUGAUGACUCAUAUGGUAAUACUUAUGGCGAUUCUUCAUCUUCUGAUGAUGAAGUCUAA